Molecule: messenger RNA, 2253 nt
Organism: Triticum aestivum (bread wheat)
Lineage: Eukaryota; Viridiplantae; Streptophyta; Magnoliopsida; Poales; Poaceae
Exons: 6
Coding region: 1-1938 (645 amino acids)
Source: RefSeq, a predicted model, not a curated record
AUGGAUGAUGGUGGCAGUGCCAUGGAGCACGGCCACACAACUUCGAUGCCGGGGCAGGUGGGCUCGGGCGUUGAACGGCUCCAUGGGAGCAGCAACAUGCGGCGCAUCCAGUCGGGCUUGGGCAGUGCCCCGGCGCCGGACGCACGCGCUGGUUUCCGGCAAGCUGGACAUGAGUUGAUCUUUAUCGCAUGCUUGCUUCUCAUGCUUGAAUUUAUAGGUGAUGGAAGUGUGCCCUAUGUUAAUAGGGUGAGCAUCGGUGAAGCUAGAAGGAGGGAAAAUGUCAACCCCAACAACGAAGAUAACAUUCUGAUGGGGAAUGGUUCAGCUCCAAGAGAGACAACUUGGAAAGGGCUUGUAAGCAAUGACAUCUAUUAUAUUUGGAACCAUGGCCCCAAGUUUGGUGGGGGAUUUGAUUGUCGGUACUGCCCUCUAAUCACUAGAGGGGGAGGUGCAACCCGCUUUAGGGAGCACCUUGGAGGUAUACCAGGUGAUGUGAGGGAGUGUCCUAAUGUUCCAAGAAAUAUUCGUGCUGCAAUGAGGGAAUCCCGGGAUGACUCAAUGUGGAGGAAGAGGGAAAAGAAAAAUCGCAGAUUUCGUUUGGAAAGGGAUAUCAUGGAAGGGUUGUACCAUGGAGAAGGGGUGAUAAAUAUUGAAGAUGACGAGAAAGAGAUUCAGGCCGCACUUCGGGAGACACUAAGAGACAAGAAUGUCUCUCACGCAGUUGAGAGGAGGCGUGGGAGUGGCAGUGGUGUUCGUGUGUCUCUUGGGAAACAGAGUAUCACAACAUACUUUGACAAGGAAUUGUCAAGCAACAAAGUAUCAAUGCAGCCAAAGAUCAACACUGCUUUGAAUGUUGAGUCAAAAGAUGUACUUGGCCAAGCUUGGGCAAAGUUUUUUCAUGCUAAUGACAUUGCUGGUCUGAAAGCAAAUUGUCCCUAUUUUCGUGCGGCUGUCAAGAUAACUCAAAACCUUGGCCCAGCUCCUGUUCCAACUGCCAAGGAGAUUGAUGGGAUGUAUUUGGACAAGAAUUAUGAAGAAGCUGAGCAGUGGUUGAACAUGUUCAAGCAAGACUGGAGGAACUAUGGUGUAACUGUGAUGUGUGACUCAUGGACAGGGCCUACUGGUAUGAGUCUCAUCAAUUUCAUGGUGUAUUGCAAUGCAUGGAUGUUCUUUCAUAAAUCCAUUGAUGCUUCUGGUCAAACUCAGACUGCAGAGUUUAUCUAUAGAGAGAUCAUAAAGGUCGUUGUGGAAGAGAUAGGUUCUGAGAAUGUUUUUCAAAUCGUAACUGAUAAUGGGUCAAAUUACAAGAAAGCAUGUAAAACUCUGGUAGAACAACCAGAGUUUAGUCAUAUUGUUUGGCAGCCAUGUGCUGCCCACACUGUUAACCUCAUGCUUAAGGAUGUUGCUAAGUUUUGUGAGAUUGACGUGAUAGUUAAAAGUGCUAAGCAGAUCUGUAGAUUUUUCUACAAUCACAAUAACCUACAUGAUAGCAUGAAAAAGAACAUUGGUGGUGAACUCAUAAAACCGAAUGCGACCCGGUUCGGAACGGUGUUCAUGUUCUUGGAGAGUUUCCAUUGUAAGAAAGAUGAGUUUAGGAAAUUGAUGGUGUCCGAUGAUUGGAAGGGAAGUACUUGGAAUGGUGCUGCUGAUUAUGUGUUUGCUGAAGAGCUGCUAUCUAGUAAUAUGUGGUGGGCAGCUUUAGAGUGGGUUCUUGCUGUGCUAGAGCCACUCUACAAAGCCCUUAGAUAUGACGAUACACAAAAGAGAUGCACCCUAUCUGGAUUCAAGAAGAGUAUGAUGACAGCCAUACAAAAGUUGGAAAGUCAUCUUGGUGGUGGAUCACAAAUGUUUCAUAGAGUCAUGAGCAAGGUGUCCAAGAGGAUCGAUGCUAUGCAAGAAGGCACACUAUUGGUUGUAGCUGCUGUCCUUGAUCCUUAGACACAUUAUCAGAUCAACAUGUGCAAGAUGAUGGACUAUGCUCUUGCACUAACAGAUGCCAUUGAGAAGAUCGUAGACCCUGAGACGGCUAUUUUGGUUAUUGAUGAAGUCAGCACUUACAGGGAAUGUCAUGGGAGGUUUGGCUCAAGGUUGGCACGUUCCUCUGCAGAGAAAAUGUCACCAACUGAGUGGUGGUUCCAAUUUGGAGGGGAAGUUCCUAAUCUGCAGAAGUGUGCCUUGAGUAUUGUAUCACAAUGCGUUUCGUCAAGUGGCUGUGAGAGGAAUUGGAGCGCUUUUGCUUUGGUCCACACGAAG